ACCGUAGGCCGACAGGCUUCCUGGCGCGGAGCUGCGAGACCACGGGAAUGAAUGACCUGCUGCCUUUUGAGAGGCCGCCGCCGCUGGCGUGGUAGAACGCGGAGUGGCGCUCUGCUCCUUAGCACUACUAGCGGAGCUUAGGUGGAUCGGCGUGGGAAAGGGGGCCUGGUUUCCUCCUGGGAUCUCCUUAAAGGCCCCCCCAAAAAAAAAAACUACUAGUGGAGCCUGUAUCUCGUCGCCCACCACAUUCCGUAGCAGCAGCACACUCCUAAUAGUAGCAGUGGCAGUGGCAGUGGCAGUGGCAGUGGCAGUGGCAGUGGCAGUGGCAGUGGCAGUCCGCGGGGUACCAUCGUGACCACUCAGAUCGCGCAGAGCACGAGCCCGUUCCCCGUGGCUACCACGACUAGUACUGCUGGUUCCAGAAUAGAAUGGCGGCUGCGUCCCCUUCCUGCGCCCGCGCGGCCUCUAGAACGAGGCCGGCGACUUGUCCUCCGGCGCCUCUCUCGUCCCGCCGGUCAUUGUCGCCAGCCUCCCCUGCCGCCGCCGCCGCGGCUUUCCCGUGCCGUGCCGCCGCCUCGCCGCGUCUGCUCGCGCUCCUGCUGAUUCUCUCCCUCGCCGUCGUGCGGACCCACUCACGCGCUCCGGCCAUUAGCGUCGCGGACGUCCGACAUCAUUCCCAAGUCGCGGAUCAUGUCGCUGCGUCCCAGUCACCCGAGACGGAAGUAGUACCGCCUCGCCGCGUCGUCGGGGAAGCCGCCGCAGCGGCGGGAUCGGGAAGUGAUCAGGAUGGCGCGGAGUCGGCGAUUGCGGAGUGGGUGCGGCGCUCUGCUGAGGCAGGCGCGCGCUUCCUCCCCCUGCAGCGCGCGGAAGACGCCCCCAGCAGGGAGGAGGUGCACCGGCGGAUUCUACAAGAAUCACAAGGCAUUGGGGGCGGCUUUAAGAAGGACGGCGAGCGCCGGCAGAUCUCUAGAGACGCCAGCUUUCUGCCAGAGCUUGUAUACGAUGACACGCUUGUGGCGACGGUCAAUGGCAGCGUGCGCAACACGCUGGUCAACUACAGCACAUUCGCCAACGACACCAUUCGCCUCCCCGUGUACCCCUACUACGUGCAGGUGAGGCUGGGGUCGCAGCGGCAGCUGUUCACCAUGGCGCUCAACCUCUUUCUGCCCUUCACCUGGGUGCCCUGCGACUGCGUCAAAUGCGGGACCAUGCGUGUGGGGACGCCCUACAGCCGGCCCUUCAGCACGCUUUCGUCCUACUCCCUCAACUACAUCUCCUGCACCGACCAGCGCUGCAGUGAGGGGGCUAGCGACACCAGUUACGGCUGCAACGCGGACGGAGCUCCCAACUACUUCAACCUCACGGACUGGCUGCCGGGGGAUGAUGCGCUCUGCGUUUACGGUGUUGGGUUUGGAGAUUUCGAUUACUACGAAGCCGACGUGGACAACAAUGACCCUAUUUUAUCUGUGGGGCAUGUGGUGGAGGAUACUGUGCACCUCACUGCACCCGAUGGCACCGAGGUCAACCGAACCAUCACCUUUGGGUGUGGCAUGAACCAGGGAGGGUACUGGGGCCUGCAGGGCGCGCAGUACGCAUCGUGGACGGCAGGGGGCGUGCUGGGGCUGGGUUACGGCAGCCCCUUUCUCAACCAGCUCACCACCGCCGAAUCUCGCUCCUUCGCCGUGUGCCUGGACGAGCCCUCCCCGGCAAACACCACGGGGGGCACAAGGGGCACGUAUGACGGGCGUAGCCACCUCACGAUCGGCGCAGUUGGCCUGCCUGCCGGUGCCAACUACUCCACCUGGGGGACUGAUGAGGGCAUGCCGUACAGCCACAUUACUCUGGUGACGCCAGGGCGGUCGGUGUGGAUCAGCGACGACUUCUCUGCCGACUACAUGCCUGAGGACACCACCGGCUUGCGCCCGGGCUUCCAAUUCAUGCCUGAAUCCUUCGUGCACCGCCUGCGCUUUCCCAUCUGGAUCAGCUUCAUUGAGGCUAUCACUAACUUAACAGGCCAGUCUGUUAUCAAUGCGCAAACAAAUACCAGUCUUCAGUUCCGGCUUCCCUGCUACAAGUAAUCUUCUCAUCCCCUCCAUUCCUG
Molecule: messenger RNA, 2101 nt
Organism: Closterium sp. NIES-67
Lineage: Eukaryota; Viridiplantae; Streptophyta; Zygnematophyceae; Desmidiales; Closteriaceae
Source: the annotation of a GenBank genome assembly